Gorilla gorilla gorilla (western lowland gorilla) is the source of this 3643-nucleotide messenger RNA. RefSeq names its product integrator complex subunit 7 (gene INTS7). Gene Ontology annotation, biological process: snRNA 3'-end processing. The transcript has 21 exons. The record is from RefSeq and is a predicted model, not a curated record. Bases 163 to 3159 code for a protein of 998 amino acids. Gene Ontology annotation, cellular component: integrator complex. Lineage: Eukaryota; Metazoa; Chordata; Mammalia; Primates; Hominidae.
AGCAGAGGCGCGGACAAACCGCGGGGUGACCAGGGCGCAUGCGUAACAGGGCUUGACAGCGCGCGGAAGAAAAACCAGCAAGAAGGCGGCGGGGGAAGAUGGCGGUCCUGGGGUAGAGUUUGCAAUCUUUCUGACUAGGCUAGUCGAGUAACUAUUCGGGUCAUGGCGUCAAACUCAACUAAGUCUUUCCUGGCAGAUGCCGGCUAUGGCGAACAGGAACUGGAUGCCAACUCUGCCCUUAUGGAAUUGGACAAAGGCCUAAGAUCUGGCAAACUUGGUGAACAGUGUGAAGCAGUUGUUCGCUUUCCCAGACUUUUUCAGAAGUAUCCAUUCCCUAUUCUUAUCAAUUCUGCAUUCCUAAAGUUAGCUGAUGUUUUCAGAGUUGGGAAUAAUUUCCUGAGGCUAUGUGUUCUUAAAGUUACCCAACAAAGUGAGAAACAUUUGGAGAAGAUUCUAAAUGUGGAUGAAUUUGUGAAGAGAAUUUUUUCUGUGAUUCAUAGUAAUGAUCCUGUGGCAAGAGCCAUCACCCUCCGGAUGUUGGGAAGUCUGGCAUCAAUAAUUCCUGAGAGGAAGAAUGCUCAUCAUAGUAUUCGUCAGAGUUUAGAUUCACAUGAUAAUGUAGAAGUUGAAGCUGCUGUUUUUGCUGCUGCAAACUUCUCUGCACAGUCAAAGGAUUUUGCUGUAGGAAUCUGUAACAAAAUCAGUGAAAUGAUUCAAGGUUUAGCGACACCAGUAGACUUGAAGCUAAAAUUGAUACCCAUUCUACAGCACAUGCACCAUGAUGCAAUCUUGGCUUCCAGUGCUCGUCAGCUUUUACAACAGCUGGUCACAUCCUAUCCGUCCACCAAAAUGGUGAUUGUGUCUUUGCACACUUUCACUCUGCUUGCAGCUUCAUCUUUGGUUGAUACACCUAAGCAGAUUCAGCUUCUGUUGCAGUAUUUGAAGAAUGAUCCCAGGAAGGCAGUAAAGAGACUUGCUAUUCAAGAUCUGAAAUUACUUGCUAAUAAAACACCACAUACUUGGAGUAGGGAGAAUAUUCAGGCACUUUGUGAGUGUGCCCUCCAGACUCCUUAUGACAGCUUAAAACUAGGGAUGUUGUCUGUCCUUUCCACACUAUCAGGGACCAUCGCCAUCAAACAUUACUUCAGUAUAGUUCCAGGAAAUGUGAGUUCUUCUCCCAGAUCUUCUGAUUUAGUCAAAUUAGCCCAAGAGUGCUGUUACCAUAAUAACAGGGGCAUUGCAGCUCAUGGAGUUAGAGUCUUAACUAAUAUAACUGUUUCUUGUCAAGAAAAGGAUCUUUUGGCACUGGAACAAGAUGCUGUCUUUGGCCUGGAAUCCCUACUGGUACUUUGUAGUCAAGAUGAUAGUCCAGGUGCUCAGGCCACUUUAAAGAUUGCUCUAAACUGUAUGGUGAAGUUGGCCAAGGGCAGGCCCCAUCUUAGCCAGUCAGUGGUUGAGACCUUGUUGACUCAAUUGCACAGUGCUCAAGACGCUGCCCGGAUUUUGAUGUGCCAUUGCCUGGCAGCCAUUGCCAUGCAACUGCCGGUGCUGGGUGAUGGGAUGCUUGGUGACCUCAUGGAGCUGUACAAGGUGAUUGGACGAUCAGCCACAGACAAGCAACAAGAACUUCUGGUGAGUUUGGCUACUGUGAUUUUUGUUGCAAGUCAGAAGGCAUUGUCUGUGGAAAGUAAGGCAGUAAUUAAGCAGCAGCUUGAAAGUGUCUCCAAUGGAUGGACUGUAUACCGUAUUGCCAGACAGGCUUCCAGAAUGGGUAAUCAUGACAUGGCCAAAGAGCUUUAUCAGAGUUUGCUGACUCAGGUUGCCUCAGAACACUUCUACUUCUGGCUAAAUAGUUUGAAGGAGUUUUCACAUGCAGAACAGUGUCUCACUGGGUUGCAAGAGGAAAAUUAUAGUUCAGCACUUUCUUGCAUUGCUGAAUCUUUAAAAUUCUAUCACAAAGGGAUUGCUUCCUUAACAGCAGCUAGUACACCACUGAAUCCUUUAAGCUUUCAGUGUGAAUUUGUAAAACUCAGGAUUGACCUUUUACAAGCCUUCUCUCAACUUAUCUGUACUUGUAAUAGCCUGAAGACAAGCCCACCACCUGCAAUUGCCACAACAAUUGCCAUGACCUUAGGAAAUGACCUCCAGAGGUGUGGUCGCAUCUCCAAUCAGAUGAAACAGUCCAUGGAAGAAUUUCGAAGCCUUGCUUCUCGAUAUGGAGAUCUUUACCAGGCAUCUUUUGAUGCUGACUCAGCAACUUUGAGGAAUGUUGAACUACAGCAGCAGAGCUGUUUACUGAUAUCUCAUGCAAUAGAAGCCCUGAUUUUGGAUCCAGAAUCAGCAAGUUUCCAGGAAUAUGGAUCUACUGGAACAGCCCAUGCUGAUAGUGAAUAUGAAAGAAGAAUGAUGUCUGUAUAUAAUCAUGUCUUGGAGGAGGUAGAAUCACUCAAUCGGAAAUAUACCCCUGUUUCUUAUAUGUUUUGGAGGCAGGAAAGUCCAGUAUCAAGCUGCCAGCAGAUUCGGUUCCUGGUGAGGACUUUCUUCCUGGCCCUGGUGACAGCCACCUUCUCAUUACAUCUUCACAUGCAUACAGCAUGCCUCUGCAAUGCCAUCAUUGCUUUGCUGAAAGUUCCCCUUUCUUUCCAGAGAUAUUUUUUCCAGAAACUACAGUCUACCAGCAUCAAGCUUGCUCUGUCACCAUCGCCCCGGAAUCCUGCAGAGCCCAUUGCUGUCCAGAAUAACCAGCAGCUGGCGCUAAAGGUAGAGGGAGUGGUUCAGCACGGAUCUAAACCAGGACUCUUCCGCAAAAUUCAGUCUGUCUGUCUGAAUGUUUCUUCCACACUGCAGAGUAAACCUGGACAAGACUACAAGAUACCCAUUGACAACAUGACCAAUGAGAUGGAGCAAAGGGUUGAACCUCAUAAUGAUUACUUCAGUACUCAAUUUCUGUUGAACUUUGCUAUCCUUGGAACACACAACAUUACAGUGGAAUCUUCUGUGAAAGAUGCCAAUGGUAUAGUAUGGAAGACUGGUCCCAGAACUACCAUAUUUGUAAAAUCCCUGGAAGACCCUUAUUCCCAGCAAAUUCGCUUACAACAGCAGCAAGCCCAGCAGCCAUUACAGCAGCAGCAGCAACGCAAUGCCUACACACGGUUUUAACCAUGGAAUGAAUGCACUGCAGACUCUCCAGAGAUCAAUCAAAUUGCCAGAAACAGUUUGCUUUUUCAUAUGGAAUAAAUAUUAAAGUUACAGUGCAGUUCAUUUAUUCAUUGAUUUUUGUAAUGUAAUAUUCUGGAAAAAAUUUUGUUUUCUUAAAAAUUUUGUCUGACAGCUGGGCGUGGUUGCUCACGCCUGUAAUCCCAGCACUUUGGGAGGCUGAGGUGGGCGGCUCACGAGGAGAUCAAGACCAUCCUGGCUAACACAGUGAAACCCCGUCUCCACUAAAAAAUACAAAAAAAUUAGCCGAGCAUGGUGGCAGGCGCCUGUAGUCCCAGCUACUUGGGAGGCUGAGGCAGGAGAAUGGUGUGAACCUGGGAGGCAGAGCUUGCAGUGAGCCGAGAUCACGCCACUGUGCUCCAGCCUGGGCGACAGAGCGAGACUCCAUCUCAAAAAAAUAAAUAAAUACAUUUUGUCUGAAAAAUAA